AUGGCUACAGUCGUGGUCCAGCAACAACCCUCCCUACGACAAUCUACUACUCCCCCUCCUACCAUUACAUUCAACCAGCCUCGCUCCUCAACACCCGUCCCCAACAAACACCUGCCAUAUUGUCCUCCAGGACCGGUGCCAUCGCAAUCGCAGAUCACCCCACCUAAUUCACCACCGCUUAAGAAUGUUGCCCCAAAGCCUACUUCGCUCCUUUAUCCUCCGCACAAUUAUACGAGACUAUGUAAUUCUCCGCCCAUCUAUGGCAUCAGCCCAAAGGACCUCGCCGAUGCGCUUCAGCACUAUGCCUCUCAGCCACUUCCCAACCCCAGUGCCGUCUUCCCUUGGCUCCACGGACUUCAUCCCGAGAAUAGCAUACAAAUGGCAUUCUUUGUGGCAAGGAAGAAGUCGCUCAGGCGCAUACCAAAGUGUCUUCGCGGCAUCACGAUCAUAAAAGCUGGAGGAGAUCUAAGCCGGGCUCGCAUCAAGGGUGCUGUUGCUCCUGACGAGAUCCUGAAUUUGUCCGACAGUAAUGGCAAGGGUUUUGUGGAUUGCGACCCAAGAGAAGGCUUUUCCGUACGCAACUUUCACAUCCAAGCGGCCAAAAUGGCUCUCGUUUCGGAUAUAGUCGUGUAUGGAGACGAAGACACCGAUGCUCGCAUCGUCAAGUCGGUCGCUGAAAGGACGGCUGCCGUUCAGAAGAAAUGGCGAAAGGAGCUGGAGAGUGCGGGACAUUGUCCCGAGGUCUUCAACACCUUUGUCCUCACCCAGCGUUUUGAGGACUUUGAACAUGAGUAUCCUGAGCUGGUAGCCGUCGACUCUAGGGGCCAAUACCCGGACCACUGUUUGGACUUUCUCCAACAAGAGCGACGCGAAAUGUGUGCCAUGUCCAAAGCGUCGGAGAUCUCUCAGGGCGUAUUUCAAGGGCCAUCUCCAGGACCAUACACACUUCCACCGUCAACUAUGGAUGAUCCUUCUUUUGACCUCUACAUUGAGGCUAGUGACCAUGCGGCUCUCCCCGAUGACCGUUUACUUGCGAGCAAAUUGAAGCAGCUCCAGAGUCGACGAGAAGGCGACAGGCCUGUUCACAUGGCCUUUCCCAGCUCCGGAAGCAUAUUGCCCCCAUCGUGGUCACAAGGCGAGGUUGAUGGCAUCUUGCGUAUGUGCAGGUGGUUAUAUGAGCUCACGCAUGUUAUGAAGCCUGUGAGCAACACCCACGAUGAUGACGGUGACAUCCAGAUGACGGAGUUUUCUGCCCAACCCAGACGUAUACUCAUACACUGCGCUGAUGGGUACACGGAGACAUCGAUGCUUACUGUCGCCUACUUCAUGUUUGCUGAAGGUCUACCGGUGCACGAUGCUUGGAUACGCCUGCAUACCGAGAAAAAAAGGAAUUUCUUUGCGUAUCCUUCCGAUGUAGCUCUUUUGGUGGCCAUGCAGGAUCGGGUUCUCCAGGAGAGUCCCAAGUUUGCGGGCAAGAGAGAGAUUCCAGCGAUCGAAGCACCUGCGUGGAUGAACAAGUUAGACGGCAGUCUCCCUAGUCGGAUUCUGCCUUACAUGUACCUGGGAAAUCUAACACACGCGAACAACCCGGAGAUGCUACGUCUGUUAGGCAUUCGCCGCAUCCUCAGUGUCGGCGAGCCUGUGUCUUGGUCUGACGAGCAGGUCAAGUCUUGGGGUCGUGGGAAUUUGCUCAUGGUGGAUCGCGUUCAGGAUAACGGGAUUGAUGAGCUCUCUCCCGAGAUGGAUCGAUGUCUAAAGUUCAUCGAGAAAGGCAAAUCUGAUGGAACUGCUACACUGGUGCAUUGUCGUGUGGGAGUCAGUCGGUCAGCAACUAUUUGUAUUGCUGAAGUCAUGGCAAGUCAAGGCUUGAGUUUCCCAAGAGCAUAUUGUUUUGUGCGUGCGCGGCGGCUCAACGUUAUCAUACAACCUCAUCUCAGGUUCGUGUAUGAAUUGAUGAAAUGGGAUGAACAGCAGCAGGCGAAGAGAGGAAAGGUCAUCAAUAGAGAACUCGACUGGGCCGUCGUUGCAAGAGAGAUUGCAGCAAUGAAUCGGCCUUAUUCGCGAAACUGA
Molecule: messenger RNA, 2070 nt
Organism: Exophiala spinifera
Lineage: Eukaryota; Fungi; Ascomycota; Eurotiomycetes; Chaetothyriales; Herpotrichiellaceae
Exons: 3
Coding region: 1-2070 (689 amino acids)
Biological process (GO): nuclear DNA replication; protein dephosphorylation
Molecular function (GO): protein tyrosine/serine/threonine phosphatase activity
Source: RefSeq, a predicted model, not a curated record